AUGCAGAACCUGCUUCUUUUGGCAGACCAAUUGGUCUCCCGGUUGGAGUUUAUCCACUCUAGGAACAUUAUUCACGGAAAUCUAAAUCCCCUGUCGUUUGCAUUCGGUGGCUCAGUUUGGCAGAAGCAGCAGGUGCUUCUAGUGGAUUUUAAUACCGAUAGUGGACCAGACUCCACGGCUCGCAAUGAUCUUCUCGCGGUGGGUCAGAUUCUCUCCUACUUUUAUAGCAGCGCAGAUUCCUGGGAUCAAUAUCAACAGCAGCAGAAUCAGGAGGCCACUGCGCCUAUUUUCCACGAUGCACACUAUGAUCUGGUCCUCCACCUAGAGAUCGCGCUGGACCUGAAAGGUCCUCGAGUAAUGAGAGAUAACAUUUUGCCGAAAAUUGGGGCACUUUCUGCGAUGAAGAACGCAGACCUUUUUGGGAGACUCGACACUACUCUCUCGCAUAUUGGGCAACUGUGUGGGGAUCCUACGUCACCUUUGCCAUCCAAGGCAUGGCCCGAAUUGCUGGAUACUCUUGACGACCUACUAUUCGUUUACACUAUUUUAAUUUCUCGGGAUCGGCGAUCAUCCGAAAAGAAAUUGCAAGUAAUGGAGGCGUAUCAUCUCCCAAAUCGACUAUGGAGAGACCUACAAUGGCUGCUAAAAAGGACUGACAACGUAUCGGGCGCUUUGCAGUUUGCGGUGAUCGGUAAAACCUACCACUUUAUAGCUACACUUUAUGAAGCCUACCCGUCGAGCAGGGCAUUCUGGGUCAGAUAUCUUUUAGUUCUUGCUCGUGCAAGGAAGGAUAUUGAACCAAUUUGCGGGAAGUCGGCAUGGACCCAAGCAAUUUCUUUCUGGCAGGACGUCUCUAAUAAGCUCAAGUCCGAAAGGGCAUUCCAAAGUCGCCGUGAAUGUUGA
This is a messenger RNA of Aspergillus tanneri, 903 nucleotides long. Its product is annotated as casein kinase family protein. The transcript is spliced from 2 exons. Bases 1 to 903 code for a protein of 300 amino acids. NCBI's taxonomy places the organism in Eukaryota, Fungi, Ascomycota, Eurotiomycetes, Eurotiales, Aspergillaceae. The record is from RefSeq and is a predicted model, not a curated record.